ACCCUUUUGACAUUCGCCGAUCCCAAGGUCGAAUUUGAUUUGCGGUAGCCUAAAAUUUUUACCGACAAAUUGAAUUUAUAUUAACUUACUGUCCCUAUAAAUUUAAUUCAGUAAUCAGUAUGGCGCUAAAUAAAUUAAGCAUAGAUGCUGUAAACUUAAGUGGCAAGCGAGUUUUAAUGAGGGUUGACUUCAACGUUCCCCUCAAGGAUGGAGUAAUCACCAACAACCAACGUAUAGUAGCAGCGUUGGAUUCUGUCAAAUAUGCGCUGGAUAAGGGAGCAAAGUCAGUCGUUUUAAUGUCACAUCUUGGUCGACCUGAUGGUCAAGCAAACCCAAAAUAUACUCUUAAACCUGUAGCAGAAGAGUUGAAAAAGCUUUUAAACAGAGAUAUACAAUUCCUCCCUGACUGUAUUGGUGCUGAAGUAGAAGCUUCUUGUGCUGACCCACCAGUUGGCUCAGUAAUAUUGCUAGAGAACCUGCGCUACCAUAUUGAGGAGGAAGGAAAAGGUGUAGAUGCUAGUGGGUCUAAAGUUAAAGCUGACCCAGAAAAAGUGAAGGCUUUUAGAGCAACCUUAAGGAAACUUGGAGAUAUUUACAUAAAUGAUGCUUUUGGUACUGCACACAGGGCACAUAGUUCAAUGAUGGGUGAAGGUUUUGAACAGAGAGCUAGUGGAUUCUUAUUAAAGAAAGAAUUACAAUAUUUUGCUAAAGCAUUACAUGAACCAGAAAGACCCUUCUUGGCUAUCCUUGGUGGUGCGAAGGUUGCUGAUAAAAUCCUGCUAAUAGAGAACUUACUGGAUAAAGUGAAUGAAAUGAUUAUUGGUGGAGGUAUGGCUUAUACUUUCUUGAAGGAAACAAAGGGUAUGGCCAUUGGCAACUCUUUAUAUGAUGCGGAAGGGGCUAAAAUUGUCGCUAAAUUAUUGGAAAAAGCAGCUAAAAACAAUGUUAAACUUCACCUUCCUGUUGAUUUUGUAACUGCUGAUAAGUUUGAUGAGAAUGCACAGGUUGGUGCUGCAGACGUUGAGACUGGUAUACCAGAAGGCUGGAUGGGUCUAGAUGUAGGGCCUAAAUCAAGGGAACUCUUUGCUGACCCAAUUGCAAGAGCUAAAGUUAUUGUAUGGAAUGGACCAGCAGGUGUUUUCGAGUUUGAGAAAUUUGCUGGAGGCACACGCGCCCUCAUGGACGGCGUUGUGAAGGCCACCGCUGCUGGAGCUAUUACUAUCAUAGGUGGAGGUGACACAGCAACUUGUUGCGCCAAGUGGGGAACGGAAGACAAAGUAUCUCACGUGUCUACGGGUGGAGGCGCUUCUUUGGAGUUGCUCGAAGGCAAAGUUCUUCCAGGUGUUGCAGCUCUUACAGAUGCCUAAGACCUUAGCAGAUCUUAAUUGCACAAUUAUAUUCAACAGUCACAAGUGUCACCAAUGCACUACUCAAAACGAUCUUGCUAAUAAUGAAAAUGAGAUUUUUUAGAACUUCCUUUACGCCGUGAGAUGUUAAUGUAGAUAGUUAAAGGUUAUACAAAUUAUUUAUAGAAAAUUACGCGCUUAACGGCGUAUGCGAUUAGAGCGCUGAUGCGAAUAAUUAAAUAAUAAUAUAAGUGUGUCAUGUGUAUAUUUAUUGUUAUGAAUAAAUGUUGCUUAAUCAAG
Pieris napi is the source of this 1646-nucleotide messenger RNA. It is a transcript of the gene Pgk, whose product is annotated as phosphoglycerate kinase. NCBI's taxonomy places the organism in Eukaryota, Metazoa, Arthropoda, Insecta, Lepidoptera, Pieridae. The record is from RefSeq and is a predicted model, not a curated record. The coding region runs from base 120 to 1367 and encodes 415 amino acids. The transcript is spliced from 10 exons. Gene Ontology annotation, cellular component: cytosol. Gene Ontology annotation, molecular function: ADP binding; phosphoglycerate kinase activity; ATP binding. Gene Ontology annotation, biological process: glycolytic process; gluconeogenesis.